AUGGCCACCCGUGCAUCGCCGCUUGCGAGUCCGGCCAGCGAAUCCGACUAUGGCAGCGACUUGGAUAGCGAGGUGGUGCUUCAAGCCCUCUCUGAACUGGAAUCCGCGCCCGUAGCGUCCUUGGCCUUGGAAAGCAUCCGUGAUGAUGCGCUUCACGCUGCCGCCGUCCGCCUUCCAGUCCUGCUUUCAUCCGACCCAGGCGGGAAGUCGCCGCCUCUGUCGCCGAAACAUAUCGAGAUCGGCUACAGCCCGGGCCCAGGGGAUGAUGCCCGGAAGGAAGACCUUGCGGAGCCUUCUCUCGUGGAGCCAAAGCCAAAUCGCCACACCGCUCUCGAUGAGAGGUCUCCGCUGGAGCGCUUUCGAACCUCGCCCAAGAAGCCGCUUUCCGUUACCGACAUGGUUUCUCCAGCGUGGUGCGAGCUGCAAUACUGGUACACGCUGACGAAGCAUGGCCGGAAGAGACGGACUUCUGCCAUGAAGCAAGGCUCCAAAGUCCACAAACAGCUCGAGGAUCAGGUGCACAGAAAGGUUGAAGUCGCGGUAAAGUCAAGAGAGGAUGCCUGGGGCCUAAAGAUCUGGAACAUCAUCCAGGGUUUGCGAAUUUUGAGACAGACGGGCCAAACGCGCGAGCUCGAGGUGUGGGGAGUCAUUGACGGCCAAGUCAUAAAUGGCAUCAUCGACGAACUAUCCUACAGGUGCUCGGAUGAAGCGCUAGAGGAGCUUGCUCUUGCUCGACUCAAUAGGCUAAAGAGCCAGCCAGCCAGCCAGACGUCCAUCCCGCAGUUUUUCCAGGCCCAAGGUGCAGUCGAUCUUGAACCGAAAAGCUGGACUGACGAAGCGCACCAGCAGAGGAAGGUCUGGAUAACCGAUGUCAAGACCCGAGGCAGCAAGACUCUUCCGCAAGGCUCAUUGAUGAGACCCACAACCAUGCAGUUGAUGAUGUAUCGAAAGCUUCUAGCAGAGCUGGCAGCCAACCUGGUUGAUGCAGAAACCAUAUUCAAGCGAUACCGGCUUCGGUCAAGCGAAAACUUCACCGAUGCAUUUGUGGCGGAAAUGGCUGGCCUGGACUCCAAUUCUCAAGACGAUCAUGACGCCCUCUUGAGCAGCCAGGGGGGCGCCGUUUCGCAGUUGUUGGCUCACAACUCGCUCUUAAAGCUUUGGGGCUUGAUGAUCGAGGAGUUUCACAGGACAAUUCCAGGGCCUGGCGCUAUUGGCCAGGUUCUUCGGGCUGAAUUUCGCCACCAGCAAACCGGUGACAUCCUCGGAUCAAAGACACUUGUAUACGAUGAGAGCACGCUGGACAUCUAUCUCGGAGAGGAGAUGAGGUGGUGGCGUGGCGAGCGGAAAGCGAAAGGCGUUGAUAUCGAAGAAGCCUUCAAGUGUCGCACCUGCGAAUUUGCAGAAGAGUGCGGAUGGCGGAAAGACAAGGUAGAAGAAGCUACAGACAACCACCGCAAGAAAAGGGCAGUCAGGUCGAAAUCGGCGGUCUGA
This is a messenger RNA of Diplodia corticola, 1491 nucleotides long. Its product is annotated as exonuclease v. Gene Ontology annotation, molecular function: single-stranded DNA 5'-3' DNA exonuclease activity. The transcript has 2 exons. Gene Ontology annotation, cellular component: nucleus; mitochondrion. The coding region runs from base 1 to 1491 and encodes 496 amino acids. The record is from RefSeq and is a predicted model, not a curated record. Gene Ontology annotation, biological process: interstrand cross-link repair. Lineage: Eukaryota; Fungi; Ascomycota; Dothideomycetes; Botryosphaeriales; Botryosphaeriaceae.